Procambarus clarkii (red swamp crayfish) is the source of this 11142-nucleotide messenger RNA. RefSeq names its product receptor mediated endocytosis 8 (gene Rme-8). The record is from RefSeq and is a predicted model, not a curated record. NCBI's taxonomy places the organism in Eukaryota, Metazoa, Arthropoda, Malacostraca, Decapoda, Cambaridae. Gene Ontology annotation, biological process: regulation of early endosome to late endosome transport; endosome organization; receptor-mediated endocytosis. Gene Ontology annotation, cellular component: endosome membrane.
GUGUAGAAGACGGGAUCCUCCCAGCAAAACACCCACCGUAAACACGGGAGAAGGAGCUGUCACCCAGGGCAAAUAUGGCAAGAUAUUAACCCCUCUUCUCCGCGUCAGACGAGCGAUAAGCUUUUUUUUUUACAGCAGUGUGGCGGGGUGAACCAUGGGGACAAACAACCAGGAUGUGGCCUGUUACCUCGUUACUAAACACUCUGCAUGGAAGGGCAAAUACAAGCGUAUCUUCAGCGUGGGAAAUGCAGGCAUCACUACCUAUAACCCAGGUAGUAUGGAGGUGACCAACCAGUGGUACUACCAUGAUUUUAUCAACAUAACCCCGGCCCUCAAGGGUGUUGGUCAAGUUCCUAAUGAGUUCAUCAUAACUAUGAGGAAAGGCAAAAAAGUUGAUCACAUGAGAUUUUCAUCCGACCAUCGAACAGACAUCAUCUCGGAGGCUUUAGUGUUCAGACACAAUUUUGCAGAAGGAAUCAUUGAUAACCUGAGAGCAAAUGCACAGAAGGUUCACUGGUCAGAAGCAAAACAUCCAGUGGUUUUAGAAGUUACACCGUGUUCUGUUGAUCAACUAGAUGCUGCAACUGGGACCCCUCUGGCUUCCUACAUGUUCAAAGAUAUUGAAGCUCUUGUUCCAGUUUCUGACAUUCCAGGUGGUUUAUGUAUUCAGUGCGGAAGCUUUGGGAGGUUACACAUCUUCUCCACAGACCGCCGGGAUGAAAUUCUCAGGAAAGUUGAAGAUAAUGCUAAGAAAUAUAUUGGUAUCUCAAUCCCAGCCAAAAAAGUUUGCAUCACACUACAAAAAGCAAUGGAAACUAGGGUAGGGAAAUAUAGUGGGGAUGAACAUAUCACAUCUCUUUGUGAAUUUGCUGUGCAUAAAGUAAGUCACAGACACAUGGACCCUAUCAAAAGAACCUUGUGUGUGAGUGAGACCUGCCUCUUAGAACGUGACCCUAAUUCUUAUGGCAUCGUAACGUUACGACCCCUCUCAGAUGUCUUUGCUCUAGUCCGACACCAAGAUAAUCCUCAGAUGCUUACGGUAGAAUAUGUCAGAGGAGGCAAUCGCGUGUACACAUCUUCUGACAGAGAUUCAUUAUUAGCUUCCCUCGUUGAUGGUGUGCGAGCAUCAGGGAAUUUGGACGUCCAUGUGCGCAUGACGCCAACACCACGAGGCAAACGUCUGGGACCCCUUGAAAUACCUGUAGAUGAGGAAGUGGAGUCUAUGCACCUAAAGUUCCUUCAGCAGCCUCCUCCUGGGUGGUCAUUUGCUGAGGCAAUAGAAAGAUUCAAUGCAAAUGUCUCAUAUUCAGGAUUGCUUCAUGCAGUCACAGGAGAGGGCCUUUUUGCCGAGAAUAAAGAGCGACUAAUCACUGGAGGUCUUGGAUCUCUGGUGCUAAAAGAGGGUGACCAAGCAACUCUACCAGCAGAGGAGAUUGAGGCACAGUUCCAUGCCCUUCGCAGACUUGUAGCAUCUAAAGCUGGGUUUGCGUGCCUUACCUCACUCCCUGGCUUCCGAGAAAAGGUUGGGGUGAAGAUUGUGAAGGCUCUUCAGAGAAACGAUGAUGGUGUGAACCAUGCUGCAAUUGACAUGCUGUGUGCCCUUAUGCAACCAAUGCAUGACUACCCAGAUCUGAAACAAGAACAACUCAACAAAGCCUCACUCCUUGCGUCGGCCAAAUUCCAGGAAAAACUACUGGAAAACUGGGUAUUCCAUGUGACACAUGGAACAGGAGCGCUGGUGGUAUCCGCUAUGUUGGAUUUCAUGACUUUUGCUCUCUGUGCUCCGUAUAGUGAAACAACUGACGGAGCCCAUUUUGACCGCUUGCUGGAGAUGGUAGCAGACAACGGCAGAUCGCUCUUCAGGCUUUUCCAACAUCCAUCACUAGCUAUUGUAAAAGGUGCAGGAUUAGUAAUGAAAGCCGUGAUUGAAGAAGGUGAGAAUGACAUCCCGAUGCGCAUGCAACUCCUGGCUUUGACUGAAGGAGCUCUGCCACGCCACCUAUACACAGCACUCUUCACUCAAACCUCUGAUGGGAGGCUCCUCACCCACCGACAGCUCUCUCGUCAUCUUGUUUCCCUCUGGGCUGCAGAAAAUCAGCUCGCUGUUGAUCUUUUAGGGCGGACUGUGCCACCAGGUCUUCUAGCUUUCCUUGAGAGUAAAGAGACUGUAUCCCUUGAUGACAUAGACCGUUUGAACACUAGAGACAACUUGAAGAUGGCAGAAGACGAUGAAGAAAAGAAUAAAAAGAACCAGGUGUUGGAGACCUUGGAUCGAGCUUACAAGAGCUCUGUGAAAAAAGUAGAGCAUUUGGUUGAAAGACAUAUGGACAAAAUAGAGACUGUGGAAAGACAUUUGCAAAAAGGAGCGAAGCACGUGGAGGCCUACUAUGAGGCAUACCUGGAAAAGCACGUAGAUUUUGCUCUGCAACACUGGCGGACUCGUAUGAAAAGAGAAAAGUCAGCGGAAGAGAAAUUUCGAGAGCGGCCUCUAGUGUUACGGAAGAGGAGAGAAAAACUGAAAGCUACUGCAAAUUGGCCUCUCUUUUAUUUUAAGUUUAAUCAAGAUCAUUCACUUCCGAAUUUAAUAUGGAACUACAAAACACGAGAAGAGUUAAGGGUAGCACUUGAAGCAGAAAUGCGUGCCUUUAAUGAAGAUCGAGAUGUCAGAGGAGCAAUGGUCAUUGCGUGGAAUCACCAUGAAUUUGAAGUUAGUUACCCAUCACUGAGAGAUGAGAUCAAAAUUGGUGACUACUAUCUAAGGAUCUUACUGGAGCAGGAAAAUAACACCUCAGAGGAGGAGUCGCCUAUUAGAAAAUCGUAUGAAUUCUUCAAUGACCUCUACCAUCGAUUCCUCCUGACACCAAAAGUGGCCAUGAAGUGCCUCUGUUUGCAGGCCAUGGCACUUGUAUAUGGCUUGCACUACAAAGACAUUGGUCAGUUCAAUGACACACGCUACAUCGUUACCAUGCUGGCUCGUACCUGUGAUAAACUUGAGAGGGACCGAUUACUCCUCUUCUUGAAUAAGUUAAUAUUAGAAAGGUCCAAUGUACGUGAGGUUGUUGACGCAGGCGGUGUGCGCAUUCUUUCUGACCUGCUGACUCUGGCCCAUCUUCAUAUCAGUCGUGCAGUCAUGCCAACACAGACCAAUGUGAUUGAGGCCUCGCCUGACAUGGCACGAGACUCUGAGAAAGAAUGGUAUUAUCAGGGUACUAAUAAAGAGAGAGCUGGACCAUUUAGUUUUAAGGAACUCAAAGAAUGUUGGAGUAGUGGCACCUUAAGCCACAAAACACUGUGUUGGGCCCAGGGCAUGGAUGGCUGGCACCCCCUGACAAGCAUUCCCCAACUCAAGUGGUCCUUGGCUGCAACGAGUAAUGCAGUCAUGACGGAAAGUGACCUUGCGACCCUCAUCCUCAACAUGCUCGUCACCAUGUGUAGAUAUUUUCCUUCACGGACAGAGGAUGGAGCAGUCAUACGUCCACUACCUCGUAUCAAGAGGUUACUCUCUGACGCACUCUCUCUCCCACACAUUGUCCAAUUGUUGCUCACUUUUGAUCCAGUCCUAGUUGAGAAGGUUUCCACAUUAUUGGUGGAGAUCAUGCAAGACAAUCCAAACAUUUCAACAGUGUACACAACAGGAGUAUUUUACUUCAUUCUCAUGUAUAUGGGAUCGAAUGUGUUGCCCAUUGGACGAUUCCUCCACAUGUCACACAUGCAGCAGUCAUUCAGGGCAGAAGAGAACCCAGGUGGAGACAUCAUGCAUCAAAGUAUUCUGGGCCAGAUCCUUCCUGAGGCCAUGGUCUGCUACCUUGAGAACUAUGGUGCUGAUAAAUUUGCUGAGAUCUUUUUGGGAGAAUUUGACACCCCAGAGGUAAUUUGGAGUAAUGAAAUGCGCCGCCACAUGAUUGAAAAGUUGGCUUCACAUCUAGCAGAUUUCACUCCUCGUCUGAUGAGUAACACCCGCGCCCUCUACCAGUACUGUGCCAUCCCACACAUCACAUACCCACAGCUGCAACAUGAACUCUUCUGUGACAUUUACUACCUGAAACAUUUAUGUGAUAUUGAUCGCUUCCCAGACUGGCCAAUCAAAGACCCAGUGGCCUUGUUGAAGAGAGUCUUGGCAGCAUGGCAGAGUGAAGUAGAGAAACAGCCGUCAUCAAUGACUGUUGAAGAUGCUUACACAGAGUUGGGCCUUGAACUUGAUUCUCGACAUGAUGAUGCUAAGAUUCGGAAAGCAUACUUUAGACUUGCUCAGAAGUACCAUCCAGAUAAGAAUCCUGAUGGAAGGGAUAAAUUUGAAAAGGUCAACAAAGCCUAUGAAUUCCUAUGUAGUCGGUCAGCACAUGCAGUUGAUGGACCUGACCCAAAGAAUAUCCUUCUAGUAAUCCGAACCCAAAGCAUUCUCUUCGCACGGUAUAAGGAUGUGUUGGCACCAUACAAAUAUUCUGGCUAUCCAAUGCUCAUCAAGACCAUCCAGUUUGAGGCCGAUGAUGAUCAACUCUUCAGUAAAGAGACAUCACUUCUUGCAGCCGCGGCUGAGCUCACCUACCACACCAUUAACUGCUCUGCGCUUAAUGCUGAGGAACUAAGAAGAGAAAAGGGACUUGAGGUACUCCAAGGUGCCUAUAACAGGUGUGUGGGUGUACUUAAUGCCAGCAGUAAACCCAGUGAUGUUGCUGUUCAGGUCUGUACAAACAUUGCACGGUGUUAUACAGCAGCUGCAUCUUUCCCCAUGUGUCGUGAAAAGCUCAUCGAAAUGUCACACUUCAUCAAGGAUCUCUGUCACACACUCUAUUUCAAGUCCUUGCUGCGUGUGUGUCUAGUGGGUGUGGAGUGUGUGUCAGCACUUGCCAUCGAUCAGAUCCUUCAGAUGAACUUACUUCAAGCUGGCAUCCUCUGGCAUCUGCUGCUCUUCCUUUUCAACUAUGACUAUACCCUUGAUGAAGGAGGAGUCAGUAAAUGUGAAGACUCAAACCAACAGGAACUGAGCAAUCGACUAUCCAAGUUGGCCCUCUAUUCUUGUGGUCGUCUGGCUGGCUUGUUCACAGUGGAUAGCAAGGAGACUCCACCCAAUACUGUUAUUCAGGCAGUGCUUCAGAAACUGCUGACCCCAUACAUUGUGUCCCUCAUACCCACCUGCUCAUCGGAAGAGGUGUUAAAAAUCUUGACAAGCAAUGUGGAGACCCCCUACCUAAUCUGGGACAAUGGGACCCGCACACAGCUAAUUGACUUCCUGGCCACCAAUCAGCAGACUCAUGUGCGCACAGGCCAGUCAGACCCAGAGUAUGGGGCAGCUUUUGAAUUUGAAGCACAUAAGGAUGAGCUUAUUAUUGGAGGAGUUUUUAUCAGAAUCUACAAUGAGCAGCCUUCAUUUCCUAUACAGAGGGCAAAGGAGCUUACCCUUGAGCUUCUCCAAUAUAUUGGUGGAGAAACGCAAUACGUCCACUCUCUACUGUCUCUCUCGGCUGCCUCAGUCUCGCACCCACGACUGGCUCGUGUUGGUGAUGCCCUUCAAGCUCUCGUCAAUGUCAUAAAGAAUAACCCAGGCCGAGACUGUAAUGCAUCCAUAGAUGGUGAGCGGGAACCAGGAGUUGAGAUGCAGUGCAUUGGCCACUUCAAACUUCUCUUCUCCCUGCUACGACUGGAGGGUUGUGUGUCAGUGCAGCAGUGUGUGCUAGCUGUGGUAGAGGGAGUGACUGGCAAUGCAGACUGCGUCAAUGAUAUUGCUGCAUCGGAGGUGCUGGUGUACCUGAUGCUGGCUCUGCACUCCCCGGCCCUCAUACCUGACCGUAUGAUGUCUCUCAAUAUUCUCCAUGCCCUUAUGUCCAACACAAAAAUAGUUAAAGAAGCACUCAAUAAAGGUGCUGUGAUGUAUCUGCUCAAUAUAUUCUGCUCAUCGGAUGAUAGUGAUGUGAGAGAGAAAACAGCAGAACUCAUGGGCAAGAUGACUUGUGACAAGCUCGUUGGACCUCGCGUCAGACUUAUACUUCUCAAGAUUCUUCCUGCAGCCUUGGUUGAUCAGAUGCGUGACUCGCCCAGUACAUCAGUGCACUUGUAUGAGGCUCAGCAUGAGAACCCAGAACUGAUAUGGACAGAGGAAUCGAGAGAAAAAGUGUCUAGAGUGGUUUCUAGACUAGUAGAAGAAAUUCACUGUCAGCAACGUGAAGAUCCAAAUGCAAUAUGGAAAUUCCCAGAGGAAGUUUCGUUAUCAUCGACCUCAGGAGAAGUGGUUGUUGGAGGAGUUUUCCUUAGACUUCUAGUUGCAAAUCCAUCUUGGGUGCUACGGAAACCAAAGACUUUCGUGUCAGAUCUUUUUGAUGCUGUUUUAGACCAGCUAGCAAAAGGAGGCAGUGAUGGUGACACACUUGAGUUGGUGAUAAGCACCGUGGUGGCUGUGUUGUCAGCUCAGCGUAAUCUGAUGGAGUACCUACCUCAGCUGGGUCACAUUUCUCGGGUGGUGUUACAGCUGCACUCCAAAAACCUCUCGGUAGCUCGUGCUGCCACUCUGGUAACGCAUCAAUUCACAUUCAGCCAAGUUUGCUUCAAUGUCCUAGAGGGAACAGAAGUUGUUGCUGGCCUCGUGUCAGCCAUGAAGUUGCGUCCUGAUGUCGUAGGUGUGGCAUGUGAGGCAUUACAUAACCUCUUCUCUGGGGGAGGCACAUCUGCCACUGCUUUUGUUGAUCAGGGCUUGAGAGCGAAUGUCAUACCAUACCUCCUGUCUCUCCUGGAGUCAAAACUUGAUGCAAAAGUUCAGAAGCCAGCAUCUACCAAAGCUCAGAUUGUUACCUGUCUCAAAACUAUGGCUGCUUCACCUCAGCAUGCAGAAGAGGUCAAUGCUCUCCUGUCAAAAUCAGCGAUAUGGCCUCAGUACCGGGACCAAAAGCACGACUUGUUUAUUGAAGCUUCACCUACUGCUGGGUACCUGAUGGGUGGGGCGCCUGGAGUGGCAGGCUUCCUCACUCAGGGGUCUUCACGACCCAUGCCCUCAACUCCUCCAUCGGUCAAUAGCACUCAUAGACAGCCGGAAUUACCUUGAAUAUUGCCUCAUGAUGAAAGUUUUUUGUUUUUCUUUAGGUUUGUCUAAUGUAUAUAUUAUCAUAUGCAUGAUCUCGAUAUAGAACUGUAAACAAAAAAUUAUCCCUUGAAGCUUUUAUAUGAAUUAUUUCCACUGGAUAUAAUUUUACUACCACAGACUGUGAUUUCUACACUUGAAGAGAUAUAUAGGAGUGUACAGUAACUCAAUUCUUUAUCACAUAGAUAAUUGAUUUCUUUAUAAUUGUACUUAAAUGAUAAAUUAAUUACCUGUUUAACAUUGAGGUGAUUGGAAGAAUUAAUGUUUAAUAUUUACAGUAAAAGGAUUGGGUGAAGAUAACAAUGAUGCCAUGAUACCUAACAUAAUCUUGGAAUGAAUUAUGUAUGUGAUGAAAAUAUAUAUAUAUAUAUAUAUAAGCACACUCAUGCCAGACUGCCAUAAAAUACUUUUGCUAAAGCUUUCAUCGUAUCAUCAUAUUGUAUAACUUCAGUAUGUCUGAAGAACUGUUAGUAUGUGUUAACAAGUUCUAUUAUAUUUAUUAUAAGCACACCAAAUAUGCGUAUGAAUGACCAUAAUACGUGAAUAAAUAUUAUUAUUUCUUGCACAGAUGUUAGGAAGACACAUUAAAGCCUGGAAUAGGUACUGUUUAACAUGCUGGUGUGACCCCUUUCCCCCCAGCAGCUCAAUACUCAAACUAUUAGACAUCUGGGUCAGCGUAGUGCAAUGAACUUGACAUAGCCAGCUGUUUGGUAGUAACAGGUACAGAAUUAAGUUGAUUUUUUCAAAGUAUUUGUGCUCAGCCUUAAUGUUAUGGAAUGAGUCUUUGCUAAUGAAUUUUAAUUAAAAGGAAUAGUUUCUUUGACAGACACCACUGAAUAUGCAUUAUCAAUACAAAAACAUUGUAAAUAACUAGAUUGGUUCCUAAAACCAUUGCAAAAGAUAGGUGCUUUGGUUCUUGGUUGUCAGAGGUGUUAAUCUGGCAAAGGUUGGAUUUCAAUGGAAUAGGUCCUGGGUAGAGGAAGCCAAUAGGACAACCUCAUGCACUUUGCCUUUUCAGGUUAGUUGGUUUUAUGAAGAAACCCCCUAGGAAUGGAAAGUACCUGCUUGAAGGUUCUGACCAGAAACUCUCCCCUCACAGGACAAGUACCACAAUAUGCCACAGAUUUUGUUGGCAAUUUGGUAAAAUUAUAAAAAAGACGAACUAUAUCAACUUAAAAAUUCUGCUUUGUCACUGAUAUGAUUUCAAUUGCUCAAGAAUGAAGAGGAAUUUGAAGAGCUUUAAACUUGCAACCAUUGCAAUGCCUACUAUUCUUAAGAUUAAUAAUGCACAACAAUUUUAAAUCAAAAUAUAAAAUAUAAAUUUGAUGAAAAUAUGAACCAUUAGUUCUCAUGUCUUAUUACAUGCAUAUUAUUAAUACAUUUGGAAAUGUCCUCUUCAGUUGUCUAGAGAUUAUUAAAUGUAAAAACCUUAUUCAGAUGUCACUUACAAAUGCAUUGUCAUAAGUUACAUAUUCAGUUUUUUAAUUUUGUCUUUAAUGAUGUAAUGUUCUUAUUUGAAUAGAAUAUAUUUUGAUGUGAACUUAAAAGGAGACAAUUUCAAAUAGGGCUGGUAUUUUAUAUUAUAAUUCAGUAAUAUCCAGUUGUAUAUAUAUAUAUAUAUUUUUUUUUUUUUUUUUUUUUAGUUUUUUAAGAUUAACUUCCAUGUUCAGUAUCAGUUGCCUGUCAAUUUAUGCAAAAUACAUGUGUAUAACAUUAAUACCUAUUGAGACCUACAGAGUACAAUUGAGUGACUUUCAUUGUUGCAAAAUUGUAUAAAUAUUUGUAAUUUUUCAAGAAAUACUUUUAUGUAUUUCAAAAUUACUGAAUUAUGAGCUAUAUGAAAAACAUUCCAUUUAAUUCUCAUAUCAUUUUAUUUCUCCAAUAAUUUCCUUCUGAUGGAGUAUUGUCUUGGAUCCCCAAUUUGUGUUUUGACUAAAAUAGUAUAACUUACCAAUAGUGCAGUUUGACGAUUCAUGUGAAUAUAUAUAUACUGUAUAUCCAAAUAUUUAUUUGGCACCGGGUUCAACAUUACAGUUUUUAGUAGUGCUUGUGUUUACUCUGCUCAGAGUUCCUUGUUACUUAUUUAUCAGUCUCGGUUCUUAUGACCUGAUUUGGUUCUUGUACUGGUACUAGUAAAAUUAAUCUAAGUCUUGCGUAUGUCCUGUAAUGAAAAGGUUUUCCCUAGGUUAUCUUUAUCAUCUUUGAGUCUAAAAUAUAAAUUUUACUAAAUUUGGCUCCAUUCUGCAGUUAGACUAUUUUUAGUUUAUUCCUGCAUAAUAUAUUUUUCACAAAAUUUAUCAAAGACAUCCUGGAGAGGGUUCAGGGCAUUCUACUUCCCAAGCCCGGCUUGGGGCCACGCUCGACUCGGGGGUCUAGUCAUUAACUAAAAUCACAAUGAUUCAGUUUUGCAUUAGAUCUACAUUGUAGUGCAUGAAUGAAUUAGUCAAGGAAGAGAUCUGAGAUUAAGCAUCUAAUUUUUGAGGAACAAAAAUACUUAAAUUUGCACGUUACUACAAACUAUUGAAAUUAAUUACAUUUUGGUAUUGUUAGAUAGUUGCACCUGUUCAUAAAUAAUAUCAUUUACAAGUUUCAUUUGCUGCUUAUGGCUGGCAGGCUUACAUUACAGGACACCAAACUCAGUACAGAGACUUGGCACAAGCUGAAUAACUUGUAACUAAUGGGAUGGUCUUAAUUUAUACAGUGAAUUGUCCAUAUUAAUUAGUACAGUACUUUGUAAUUAAUUUGUAUUUAUAACGUACUUAUAAAAAUAAGAAAUAGUACAUAUAAUACCAAGGAAUUAGACUAACUCAAUUUUAAAUUGGAAAAUAAAGAUGCUCCACAUUUCAGUUUUCUAUGUAUCAUUGAAUAGAUGCACAGUGAAAAAGAUCAUUUACGUUUGUGUGUACAAAUGUAAGUUCUUAUGACCAUGCAAAUUUGGUGUAUCAUAUCAUGUAGUGUGUGUGUGACUUCAGUCAAAAACAGCUUUUCCAGUGAGACGCAUGUACUAAUGGAUGAUACAAUGAUAUCAAAAUUGUUUGUAAGGUUUUCACUGGUAUAAAUGGAGGCUUUUUUUCCAUUUACUGAUUUAGUUUCACAUGGCUUAAGAUAUGGAAAGUUUACUGCAUUCCCCAGGGGUUACUUGAUUAAAAGCUAAGUAUGUGCACAUGAUAGUAUUACAUACUUGUAAAUACUGUAGUUAUUAGGUUUAAUUGCUCUAUAGAAAAUGAAGUUGAGUACUACUGCAUUAUCUGCAGAUAACCAGCUGCAUUGAGUAUAUAAAUAUAAAUAAAUUUAUAUAUAAAUAAAGCUUAAACUACACAUUUUGUUGAUAUAAGUUAAAUUUAUGUAUCUACAUGAAAAAUCAUGGUAAUUUUGUUAUUUCCCAGUAUUUUACACGACAGUUUUGUGUAUUUUUAGAUAGGCAAUGAUUUUCAUAUUGAGGGUUUUGAAACUUGUCAGUGGACACCUAUGGUUCCCAUUUUGGAGUGCAUGAACACCUAGGGUUCCUAACCUGAGGGUACCUAGGGCCAUAAGGGAUCUGCUAGAAGCAAAAUAAGCUUCAAUGCACACCCAAAAAGUUUGACACUGUACCUGUUUUUCAAGUGGACUUAAUAACAAUUUUUUUUUUAUCAUGUUUUCACAUUAUUGGCUAUCUUCAGUAAUAAUGUUUGAUUAGUAUUUUUAAGUCAAUGUUGAUUAAUUUGAUCAGUGUUUUGUUAUUAAUACUUUGUUGAUAAUCAGUUCAGAAAGAUAAUACAAAUACAUAUAGGUUAGAUCAGUAAACCAUCAUCUCUUAAUUUUGUGAAUUUCCCUGCCGUGUAAAACACCUCCUGCAGUAAUGAGUAUUGCAAAGAUUAUAGCUAUUGCCCAAAUUUGUUAUAUUUUUUUUCCUAACAUUAAUUUUGGAAUAAAGAUCUGCUAUGUACAUUUCAAACUGUCCUGUGAUGUAGGGAACAAUGGUUGUAGCAUAAUGUAUAUACCCAAUUUUUAUAAGAUGUCUAUAAACUAUUUACUGACAUGGAGUCAAUUGCAUUGUUCAUGAUACUAUGAAAAUUUAAUAAAUAUACACCAAA